UUGGACUCUUAUUAUUUUUCUCACCAGAUCUGCUUUUAAAUAUGUCCUGUUCAUGCAGACCUGCAGCGAGGGUGAUUAUAAAGUCAGUUCAUAAAGGUUUCUCUCGUUCUCAUGUUCAGCUCUUCAGCCUCACUAGACCGGUGUGUGAUGAAGCUCGUCUGCCUCUGUUCGUGCUCAACCGAUCGCUUUCUCAAACCGCAGUGUGUUUCGCCUCUAAAGAAAGCUCACCCAGAGAUGGCGACGGCGGAAAGAAGGGCGUAACCGAGGCGGGCGGAAAGCGGGCGUCCGGCGGUGGGGGUGCAGGGAAGGGUGGCAGUCAGCUGAGGUGUCCCAAAUGUGGAGAUCCUUGUACACAUGUGGAGACUUUAGUGUCCUCCACACGGUUUGUGAAAUGUGAAAAGUGCCAUCAUUUCUUUGUGGUUCUGUCUGAGACGGACUCCAAGAAAGGUUUAAAUAAGGAAGCAGAGAGCUCUGAGCAUGUUAAAUUUGCAUUUGCUCAGAAACCCCCUCCGCCUCCUAAAAAGAUUUAUGCCUACCUUGACAAAUUUGUUGUUGGCCAGUCGUAUGCCAAGAAAGUGUUGUCAGUUGCCGUUUAUAAUCAUUACAAACGGAUCAACAACAACCUCCCAGCAGCGGGCCGACAGCCAGCGGAAACAGAGAAACAGAGUUCCCUCUCUCCCAGAGAAUUAGAGAUCAGAAGGCGUGAAGAUGAAUACCGGUUUACAAAGCUGCUUCAGAUCGCUGGCAUCAGUCCCCAUGGCAACGCUCUGGGUGCAUCGGUUCAGCAGCAGACCAAUCAGCAAGCUCCUCAAGACAAAAGGGGCGGGGACGUGCUUGACUCCACCCACACUGAUAUCAAACUGGAGAAAAGCAAUGUUGUGCUGCUGGGACCUACUGGGUCAGGUAAAACCCUGCUGGCUCAGACUCUGGCUAAAUGCUUGGAUGUGCCGUUCGCCAUCUGCGAUUGCACCACCCUGACCCAGGCGGGAUAUGUAGGCGAGGACAUCGAAUCUGUCAUUGCCAAACUUCUGCAGGACGCCAACUACUCUGUUGAGAAAGCCCAGCAAGGGAUAGUGUUCCUGGAUGAGGUGGAUAAGAUCGGCAGUGUGCCUGGGAUUCAUCAGCUGAGAGAUGUCGGGGGGGAAGGAGUUCAGCAGGGUUUGCUGAAACUGCUUGAGGGAACGGUCAUUAGUGUCCCAGAGAAGAACAGCAGGAAGUUGAGAGGAGAGACAGUGCAAGUGGACACAACCAACAUCCUGUUUGUGGCAUCGGGUGCGUUCAACGGCCUGGACCGAAUCAUCAGCCGGAGGAAGAAUGAAAAGUAUCUUGGUUUUGGGACGCCCUCUAACAUGGGCCAAGGGCGUCGAGCCGCAGCGGCUGCAGAUCUGGCCAACAGUUCAGGGAAUGAAGUGGACGCAAUGGCAGAGAUUGAGGAGAAGGACCGGCUCCUGCGGCACGUUGAAGCACGGGACCUCAUCGAGUUCGGCAUGAUCCCAGAGUUUGUGGGCCGUCUGCCUGUGGUGGUCCCACUGCACAGUCUGGACGAGGAGAUGCUGGUGCAGAUCCUUACAGAGCCUCGUAACGCAGUGGUCCCUCAAUAUCAGGCCCUCUUCAGUAUGGAUAAAUGUGAGCUGAAUGUAACCCCAGAUGCAUUAAGGGCAAUUGCCCGUUUUGCACUGGAACGGAAGACAGGAGCCAGGGGUCUCCGCUCCAUCAUGGAGAAGCUCUUGCUGGAGCCCAUGUUUGAGGUGCCUCAGUCUGACAUCAUUGCUGUGGAACUGACUAAGGAGGUGGUCCAGGGAAAGUGUGAACCACGCUACAUAAGAGCUCCCAAAGAAACAGAGGAAGAGUUUGAGGAAGACACCUGGAUCAGGCAUGCUGACGCCGCCAACAACUGAAUGUGAAGCUAUUGCUCCAGCAUCAUGUCAUUAUUGCUCAAGGCCGUAAAAUGCCAUCAUGAUGAGCCGGACCUAGACAGAGAGCGGUGUUUGUAGAUUUUUAAAUGACAGCACAAUGAUAACCAAUUUAAAGAACACUUAUUACCAUUUAAUAUGGUACAUUUAAUAACCUAAAGAGGAAAGAUAUGAAAGUGUUUUUAAAAUAAAAUAAAAAUACACUAACAUAGUAAAGCUCUAGCUUAUUUUCAAUCUCUGGUGAUCGGUCUAAAGAAUUAUUAUGUUAAUUGGUGAUUUCUUUUCUUCUUUUUUUUGCUUUUUGUUGGUGUGUGAACAUUCUAAUGGAACUAUACAGAUUAUGUGAAAAUUUUAGUAUUUUUGAUGCAUAAUACAGCCAUGACAUUGGUCUUGUUUCAGCAGGACACACUCUAGCUCAGUGAUAUCGCACAUGUGCUUCUCGUAUGCCUCUGUUUUAUCCCUGACGCUCAGUUCUACAGCACAAGCCUCUGUGUACAGUGUUACGUACAUCUAGUUUUAGGUUUUUCCAUUUUGAGACAACUGUUAACUUAAUAACUGAACAAAAACAAUGUGAUAAUAAACUUGACAGAAGUUGCA
Molecule: messenger RNA, 2510 nt
Organism: Rhinichthys klamathensis goyatoka
Lineage: Eukaryota; Metazoa; Chordata; Actinopteri; Cypriniformes; Leuciscidae
Gene: clpxb
Product: caseinolytic mitochondrial matrix peptidase chaperone subunit Xb
Exons: 14
Coding region: 42-1898 (618 amino acids)
Biological process (GO): proteolysis; protein catabolic process
Cellular component (GO): mitochondrial matrix
Molecular function (GO): ATP hydrolysis activity; zinc ion binding; protein dimerization activity
Source: RefSeq, a predicted model, not a curated record